AUGUCUGAAGAAAAAAACGAAGAUACUCGCACUGAUGGAAGAGCUUGGGUAGGUGUUGACAAAGCUUGGGUAGCUGUUGACACCCCUAAUGGGAGAACAUGGUUAGCUUUUGAUACUGAGUACAGGGGAAGAAGUGGCUUCUUUAGCUAUGGCAAUGAAUUAAACAGAGGAAUGAGGGCUAAAAGUGGUAAGAAUCAGCAUGCUUUUGCACCAGCCUUUCCAGUAAUGAAACAACAGGAUUUACCAGCAAGUCUAAGCAAAGAGACUACUAUUGUUCCUGACAGAGAAAAAUACAACCAACCUGAUUUUCUAAAAGAAUGUGCUGAUGCCAAAUUCUUUGUCAUCAAGUCCUACAAUGAAGAUAAUAUUCACAAGAGCAUAAAAUACAACAUGUGGGUCAGUACAAAAAAGGGCAAUAAGAAGCUUGAUGUCGCAUACCAAGAGGCCCAGCAGAGACCUGGUAGAUGCCCUGUUUUCCUAUUCUUCUCGGUUAAUACGAGUUGUCAAUUUGUGGGACUUGCUGAAAUGAUUCGUCCUGUUAAGGAUGUUUCUAACAAUUUGUUGAGGCACGUCACGCUGGAAAACAACAAGAACAAACCUGUCACAUAGAGUCUGAGAGAGUCGGGAUACCUAAGAGGUAAUGUUGGAGGCUGGGCUCAAAUUAAUCAAAAUCAAAAUAUACUGAGUAACACAUGUUUUUUUGGAUGAUUUUGGGUUUUAUGAGGCCCGUCAGAAGAUUAUCCUGAGGAAGAAUGCAAUAUUUGAAUACCUAAAU
Molecule: messenger RNA, 775 nt
Organism: Vigna radiata var. radiata (mung bean)
Lineage: Eukaryota; Viridiplantae; Streptophyta; Magnoliopsida; Fabales; Fabaceae
Product: YTH domain-containing family protein 2-like
Exons: 3
Coding region: 1-609 (202 amino acids)
Biological process (GO): mRNA destabilization
Cellular component (GO): cytoplasm
Molecular function (GO): mRNA binding
Source: RefSeq, a predicted model, not a curated record